This is a messenger RNA of Solanum lycopersicum (tomato), 954 nucleotides long. RefSeq lists its product as uncharacterized. The record is from RefSeq and is a predicted model, not a curated record. NCBI's taxonomy places the organism in Eukaryota, Viridiplantae, Streptophyta, Magnoliopsida, Solanales, Solanaceae.
UACUCUUCAACUUUCAACUAAAUUCACCACAUUCAUUAGAGGAUGGAAGAGAUAAUAGAAGAAAAAAAGAUGAAGAUUCUUUGUUUGCAUGGAUUUAGAACUAGUGGAAAUUUCUUAAAAAAACAAUUAAGCAAAUGGGAUCCUUCUAUUUUUGCUAAUUCUGAAAUGGAUUUUCCAGAUGGAAUAUUUGCAGCAAAGGGUAAAUCAGAUAUUGAGGGGAUAUUUCCACCACCAUAUUUUGAGUGGUUCCAGUAUAAUGAGGAUUUCACAGAAUAUGAGAACUUAGAAGAAUGCAUUACGUACUUGUGUGAGUAUAUAACAAGCAAAGGGCCUUUUGAUGGUCUUCUCGGAUUCUCCCAGGGAGCAACUUUAUCAGGCCUUUUACUAGGGUACAUGGAGCAGGGGGAGAUUCUGAAAGAGCAUCCACCAAUGAAAUUAUUUGUAUCAAUAUCAGGUGCCAAAUUUAGGGACCCAAAUAUUUGUAACAUUGCAUACAAAGAUAUGAUGAAGGUUAAAUCAGUUCAUUUUAUUGGAGAGAAAGAUUGGCUCAAACUUCCUUCACAAGAACUUACAACAGAUUUUGAGAAUCCUAUCAUCAUAAGGCAUCCUCAAGGCCACACUGUGCCAAGAAUAGAUGAAGCAGCUGUGGAGACAUUGAAAAGUUGGACAAGGGAAGUUGCCUUAUCUUCCAAUGAGAGUUGUGUUGGUGGAGGACCAAAUGAAGCCUGCAAACAUGUUAACAUUGAAAAUGGUGUGGAACAAGGCAAAAAACUAGAGAAGCCUAAUGAAGUAGAGAUCCAAAAGGCUCAAGAAUAAUAGUCAAAAGCUCUUCUCUAUUAUAUUCUAUUUUUGCAUUACAAAAGCUAGUUUAAUAUAAAUAUAUUAUGCAUGUAGAGACUUAACCUAGUAUGUACCUAUUUAUAUCUAUUUAAUUUUCUGAUCAAUUCUCUAAUA